Messenger RNA from Papilio polytes (common Mormon), 1396 nucleotides. RefSeq names its product NAD kinase 2, mitochondrial (gene Nadk2). NCBI's taxonomy places the organism in Eukaryota, Metazoa, Arthropoda, Insecta, Lepidoptera, Papilionidae. The record is from RefSeq and is a predicted model, not a curated record. The transcript has 10 exons. Gene Ontology annotation, biological process: NAD+ metabolic process; NADP+ biosynthetic process. Gene Ontology annotation, molecular function: NAD+ kinase activity. Gene Ontology annotation, cellular component: mitochondrion. Bases 284 to 1396 code for a protein of 370 amino acids.
CAAGUUUGACCAAAAUUGGCACAAAUUGUUGAAAGUUUGAGUUCGCGAUCGAGUAUUUCAUAUUCAUAUGUAAACUUUAUAUCAAUAAUAGAUAGGUUAUCAUUUUUAAUUACACAUCGAAUAUAUAAGAUUGCACGAAAUCGCCACGCCCGCUGUUGUUGAUAAAUAGUGUGUUAGCUUCAGUGCGCUUUAAAUCGUUGUCGAUAGCAUACGUCUUUUUUUAGUGAUAAGCGAGUAAAGGAAUUUUUGUGGACUUUCAUAAUCAAGUUAAUAAUUGUGCAUAAUGUCAGUAUUAAAUAACUUCUCUGUGUCAAUAGCAAAAGGACUACGUCGUCUUCGACAGAAUAAAGAAUUAAGUGAUCGCUUACUGCCGGGUUCGUCUACUCGACGUCAUGGCUCCAAAGAUGGUAACACACAACUUAAGAUGGACAAAUGCCUUAUUGUGUCCAAGGUGACACGAUACGAGUACGAAAGACACAGUCAUGAUUACAUAUCUGACGAUGAAUUGGUUAAGGUACUCAGGAAGCGGGGAUCAGAUGUUGACUCGAUGUUGGCCAACCACAAGGAACAAAAAGCUUUUGAGGAAAAUGUGGCGAAACGAUUGCGGGAAAUGGGACAUCAAGUUGAAAUGGCCAGCAGGUUGACAUACAACGAUGAGUUAAUUAACUGGUGCGAUGUUGUCGUGCCUUGUGGAGGAGAUGGCACCUUCCUGCUAGCUGCUUCCAGAGUUAGAGAUGCUAACAAGCCAGUGAUUGGCUUCAACAGCUUCCCGCACAAGUCAGUGGGUCGUCUCUGCUUGCCCACCUGGUGCUCGAACGACGUGAAAGGUGCGCUGCAAGCUUUGAAAGAGGGCAGGUUCAGAUGGAUGCGUCGCUCCAGGAUACGCACAACUAUCACCUGCGAGGCCAAAGUGUUGGACACAAUCACGCCGGUUGACCUUCACACGUUGCAGUACUGCAGAUAUCCACCGAUGUCGAACAUCCACGAAAAUCAAGACGCACAAACGAGGGAUCAUGACGUCACAGCUGUUAAUAGUCCCACUUUAUCUACUAAAGUGUUACCCUUCCUAGCACUUAAUGAGGUGUUCAUAGGCGAGAGCGUGACGUCGCGCGUGUCGCUGCUGCGGCUGCAGAUCGACAACGGCCAGUGGACGCACACCAAGAGCUCGGGACUGUGCGUCACCACCGGCACCGGCAGCACCUCCUGGCAUUUCAGGUAUAUUUAUGCUAAUGUGGGAAAGAGACCAUUAAAUGAUCUAAGUUCUCGAAAGUCGCUUGGUCUGGUGAUCGACGGCAGCGUGUCGUUCCCGUUCAACGACGGCACGCAGGCGGAGCUCGCGCUGCACGCCGAGGACGCGCUGCUCACAGUGCACAUGGACGACGCAUUGCCCUACUGA